Vollenhovia emeryi is the source of this 1928-nucleotide messenger RNA. RefSeq lists its product as uncharacterized. The record is from RefSeq and is a predicted model, not a curated record. Gene Ontology annotation, molecular function: ribonuclease P activity; ribonuclease P RNA binding. Gene Ontology annotation, biological process: tRNA 5'-leader removal. Lineage: Eukaryota; Metazoa; Arthropoda; Insecta; Hymenoptera; Formicidae. The coding region runs from base 199 to 1347 and encodes 382 amino acids. The transcript has 5 exons. Gene Ontology annotation, cellular component: fibrillar center; ribonuclease MRP complex; nucleolar ribonuclease P complex.
UGAUCUCGUAGUCCACUUAACCUAUGUGCACGUUUCUGUAUUUUGUUCGAGGAGGCAAGAACUGGCACGUCAAAUGCCUUAAAAGAAAUCUGCGUUUUGCCAAAAGGACGAAAAGGGGAAAGUUCAGUCGAGGGCACACGUUAAAUACUCCAAGAGAAUCUGUACUUGGAGGAAUAUUAACAAGGAAUUAUCGUUAACAUGACUACUCCGGUAUUGACGAAGCAGCAGCAGAGGCAUAGCCUGUCAGCUAAAAAGAAGUUGCCCGCCAAGGGGUUGCGGAAUAUCUUGGCACAACCUGGUCUGAAUUUCUGGCCAGUCGUCAAGGUAGAUCAGUAUCCAGAGUUGGUGACAAACUUAAAUAGGACGUUGCCGUCAAUCAAACAGACCAGCAAUAAAAUUCCUAAACAUAUGCUUAAAAACAUAUCGAAAGAAAAUCGUGCGCUAGCUAGGAAAGAAUUGCUAAAAGCUGCGCCUGCAAAACCAGAUGUACUAAAAUUUAUGAUUAUGGGUAUCAACAUAGUCACUCGAGCCUUAGAGAAGGGCAACGUAUGUUGCGUUUUAUUAGAUGCCAAUGUUGAACCGCCGUUGUUAAUAAAGCACAUUGUUACUAUGGCAAGAAACAAGAAAAUACCUGUCCUUCUGCUGCCGAUUCUGAAAACAGUCACAUUAGAAAAGAUUGGAUUUGCCACAGCAGCUUUCGCUUUAAAACAAGAGGUAAAGCAGUGCUCAAACAAUGUGUGCCAUCCAUUGUACAAGUCUAUAGCAGAGGCUUUCGAAGACCUUGAGUCGCAGGAAUGUUUGCUCCGUUUUAAAUCCGACGAGACGUCUGAUAACACGAUGCGUGAAGUGAAAACCAUUCGCGUGGAUUGUAAUACAGAUCCAAAGAUUUCCAAGCCAGAAAAACCCGUUACGGUAUUUACGGAUGUUUAUAAAUACAGAGUUUCAAGAGACACGAGAGUUUUCGUACCGCCAACAGCCAAAGAAAGCUCUGAAGUCUCUCAAGGAUUGGAUGAUUUUAUUGCUUUAGAUAGCGAUCCUGAACCUAUCGAUAAUAAAUAUUUUAAAAGUACGCUGAAGCGAAAAAGAUAUGUAAAUAUUGGCAAUGAAGACAAACAUACCAAAGAAUCUGAAGAUGCAGAAAGGAAUUUAUUUUUAAAAAAAUUAAAAUUAAUUAAUAACAACGCUGAAUCAAUGAAACACACGAAAGGCAAUACAUUAAAAACGCACGGAAAUGACGAGCCUACCUAUUUAUCUUUAAAACUAAAACGUAUACAAGGAAAUGAUAAACGAGCAAAAGCAACUAAAUUAACUAAAAAUAGUAUUAUGCGCAAUUUAAUGGUAAAGUAGUAGUCUACUCAGCGAAAGAUCUGGAUAUGAUUUCCAAUAUCGCUCUGCAUCUAAUCCAGGGAUUUUUAGGAAUCAAUCAGGAAAUGGAAACAAGAACAACAGGUAUAAACUAAAUCUCCGACAACUGGGGAAAAAUUGCGAUAUUGGAAAUUAAAAAAUUGUAUUGCUCUGAAAGGAAAUUCUAAUCAGUUUUCCAAACUAUCGAAAAUGUCAGCGAGCUCGUUUCAUUUUACGUUAGAAAAUUGUCAAUGUUGCCUUCGACAUUCAAAUAACUAACAAUCAAGCUUCAAUCUUCGAAAGAUAAGUGUCUAAUAAUGUGAAAGAUAUUAGGAAAUUAUAUAAUUUGAACUAAUCGAUACUUUAUAGCGCUUAUAUCUUUCACACUUUUGACAAAAUACGUGGGAGGACAAUCGCGUUUAAUCAUUGUAAUUAUAAAAAGAGAAAAUAGAACAAAAAAAAUGUGGUGUACAGUAAUAAAAAUAUAUAUUUUUUAUAUAGAUUAUAUACAAAAUUAACCCUACAUUUUGCAUCAGUAGUUAAAUAAGUUACAUUAGUAAAUAAAAUUAUAUUUACUAAUAUAA